This is a messenger RNA of Candidula unifasciata, 738 nucleotides long. Lineage: Eukaryota; Metazoa; Mollusca; Gastropoda; Stylommatophora; Geomitridae. The record is from the annotation of a GenBank genome assembly.
AUGACGUGUACGAUGUUGUUUCUACUGACGGUUUCGUUGGUCAUCCUCUCUCCCGUUGGUGCCCAGCCAUAUAUCUCAGGAUGUGGAGUUGCUCUCCAGGACGUACCUAACCCAUCAUCAGACACCUGCACGGCCUUCUUUAGGUGUUACAACAAUAGACAGUUCAGCCUCAGAUGCCCAUUGGGACAAGCGUUCCAUUACGAUAGGGCCAGAUGCAGGCCGGAGAAUGAAGUCGACUGUCCAUUACAGCUACAGAGAUACCAGGCCCCAGCCGUGCCGCCUCACCUUCGGUCACCUCAGGACAGAGACGUGGAGGUGCGGGUCAUCCACCUGGCACCUGGUGUCAACCCCAACAAUCUGCAGUUCUUCACCAAUGGUCAGCAAGUUCAAGUGACCAACAAUCAUGCACCACAGCGUGGUGGUCACACACUGAUAGCUGCCCAGCAACAAAAUCGGUUUCCAACACAAAAUAUCAACGCUCAACAACCACCCACGUUUUUGACAUCCCCGGAUGUUCAAAAUCAACCGGUUCAAGGCCAGGUGUUUCAAGGUCUACCCUCGCAGGGACAAAUAUUUCCGGGUCAACAGGUUCAAGGACAAGUGGUUCUAGGUCACCCUGGGUAUCCGCAACUAUUCCAAGGAACACCUGUACAAACACAAGGAGGGCAGCCUCUACAGGGACAGACAGUUCAGGGGAAUUAUCUUCAGCCUCCAGUCUUAGCACAAGUUCAAGGUUAA